Messenger RNA from Cucumis melo (muskmelon), 1987 nucleotides. RefSeq names its product adenylosuccinate synthetase, chloroplastic. Gene Ontology annotation, biological process: IMP metabolic process; 'de novo' AMP biosynthetic process. The coding region runs from base 68 to 1549 and encodes 493 amino acids. Gene Ontology annotation, cellular component: cytoplasm. The record is from RefSeq and is a predicted model, not a curated record. Gene Ontology annotation, molecular function: adenylosuccinate synthase activity; GTP binding. NCBI's taxonomy places the organism in Eukaryota, Viridiplantae, Streptophyta, Magnoliopsida, Cucurbitales, Cucurbitaceae. The transcript has 4 exons.
UAAUUACAUUCGCCAUUUCUGACACAUUACUCCACGAACCCUCUCCAAACCCUCCAUUUCUCUCGUCAUGAACAUCUCUUCUCUUGCUUUCGAGCCCACUCUUUUCUCCGCCGCCAACUUAUCGCCAUCGUCGGCGUGCCGGAGACCCUUUUAUGGGCGUUAUCCGACCCUCUUCGUUUGCUCAUCUGCUAAGACCGUUGCGGCUGUUGGCUCUUCUGUCAGUGUCCCAGAGUCGGGGAGGAAGGAUGGUCUGAAACGAAUUGGGGAACUCAGUCAAGUUUCGGGCGUGUUGGGCUGCCAGUGGGGUGAUGAAGGUAAGGGUAAACUCGUUGACAUCUUGGCCCAGCACUUCGAAAUCGUCGCUCGCUGUCAGGGUGGGGCUAACGCCGGGCACACGAUAUAUAAUGCAGAAGGGAAGAAGUUUGCACUUCAUCUCAUUCCCUCUGGAAUCCUUAAUGAGGAUACUUUAUGUGUUAUUGGAAAUGGAGUUGUGGUGCACGUGCCUGGUUUCUUUGAGGAGAUUGACCGUCUAGAAGCAAGUGGAGUCUCGUGUAAGGGAAGGAUCUUGGUGUCUGACCGAGCUCAUCUGUUAUUUGAUUUCCAUCAGGAGGUGGAUGGGCUAAGAGAAGCUGAGUUAGCUAAAUCUUUCAUUGGAACAACCAGGAGAGGGAUUGGACCUUGUUACUCCAGUAAAGUUAUUAGAAAUGGUAUUAGAGUGGGUGAUUUGAGGCACUUGGACACUCUUCCUCAGAAGCUGGACCUUUUACUCUCAGAUGCUGCUGCGAGAUUUAAGGAUUUUAACUAUACCCCAGAAGUUCUGGAGGAAGAAGUUGAAAAGUACAAAAGAUAUGCUGAGAGAUUGGAACCAUUUAUCACUGACACUGUGUAUUUCAUUAAUGAAGCCAUCUCUGCAAAUAAGAAGAUUUUGGUUGAAGGUGGUCAAGCAACUAUGCUUGACAUUGACUUUGGAACAUAUCCUUUUGUAACUUCCUCCAGCCCUUCGGCAGGUGGAAUUUGCACUGGUCUUGGAAUUGCUCCGAAAGUUGUGGGUGAUCUUAUAGGAGUGGUGAAGGCCUACACAACUAGAGUUGGUUCUGGUCCUUUUCCUACAGAGAUCUUGGGAAAGGGAGGUGACCUACUCAGGUUUGCUGGUCAAGAAUUUGGUACCACAACUGGUCGUCCUCGCCGUUGUGGUUGGCUUGAUAUAGUUGCACUAAAAUAUUGCUGUCAAAUUAAUGGGUUCUCUUCUCUGAAUCUUACGAAACUUGACGUUCUUUCGGAACUUUCUGAGAUACAACUGGGGGUUUCUUAUUCAACACCUGAUGGAACACCGGUCAGAUCAUUUCCUGCAGAUCUUAGUCUUCUUGAACAAAUAAAGGUGGAGUAUGAAACAAUGCCUGGGUGGAUGUGUGAUAUCUCUUCAAUAAGAGAUUAUUCUGACCUUCCUAAGGCUGCAAAAGAAUAUAUAUCAAGGAUUGAAGAACUUGUGGGCAUACCUGUCCAUUACAUUGGUGUCGGUCCAGGCCGUGAUGCGCUAUUGUACAAAUGAUGUGUGUUCUCAUUUGGUUCUUUCAUAUGCUAGCGAUUCCAUGUUUGAGCUCCAGGUAAGGUGCAAGAUUGCUCUGGUAGAGGAAUUUCUACCAUCAUCGUAAGAGAUAUUUUCCCUUUUUGUUUCUUUUGGAGUAAAUUCAUCAAAAUAGCAUAAAAAAGCAUUUGAAUGUGAAUGAUUGCUGAGGCUGUUGUAACAUUUCCCAUAUGGUUAGGAGAGGUUAAUAUAGGUGUUGUUUCUGAAAAGGCUCUAUCAGCACAGGAAAUGGGAUGGAUUACACAUAGACCAAGAAUAAUUAGCAUUUGGAGAAAUUAAUGAGUUCACAUGAUCCAUAUCUUGGUAAUACAUCUUGGGUCGUCUUGGAUCGAUUUUGGCCAAAUUUUUUGUUAAAUUGAUCCAUGGAUUUGACAAACGGAAGUUGAAAAUUGAUUUUUGAAA